Strongyloides ratti is the source of this 285-nucleotide messenger RNA. RefSeq lists its product as hypothetical. Bases 1 to 285 code for a protein of 94 amino acids. The record is from RefSeq and is a predicted model, not a curated record. Lineage: Eukaryota; Metazoa; Nematoda; Chromadorea; Rhabditida; Strongyloididae. The transcript has 2 exons.
AUGGGAGGUUUUUUUUCUGGUCCCGUUGUUGAAGUAACAAACACAGAUACUUUCAAUGCUUCUGCAUCUUAUGGUAAUUCCACAACACAUGAAAUAGAAGAUCCAAGAUCUCCAACAGCUGAGGUUAAAAGAACACCAUUAAAUAAUAUUAUACAAAAUACCGAGUCAACUACACCUAACGCUUCACAUGAGACACCAAUACUUAAGAAAGAUGCAGCUACGUUAAGAAAUAAGUUAUUAAAGAAAAUGCAUAAUUUUUCAUCAAAAGAAAAUAAAACAGAAUAA